AUGUGGUUCUCUCUACUUUCAACAACAGGUGCUACCAUCCAAGCCAACACAAAACACGAACAGAGAUUUGAAGUUCUAAAGAACGGCACCUUUGAGAUUAAAAAUGUUCAGCUACAGGACAGAGGCCAGUACCUCUGCACGGCACAGAACAAAUUUGGCUCGGCCCGAUUGGUCAUUACCCCUGGCUGUGCUGACUCAGCCUCCCAAAAUCAUAGGUCCCCACUCAAAAGAGGUCCCAGUGUAUUUGGGCAAGCCUAUAAGCUUAGACUGUGUAGCCUCAGGCAAGCCUCAGAUCUCCUGGAUUCUUCCAGACAGGACCUUAGUGCGUGAUGUGGGAGUUCUUGACAGGGCAGCCUCUUUGCUGGCUAAUGGCACCCUGAGAAUCCAAUCAGCCAACUUCUCCAGUAAAGGAGACUAUAAGUGUAUCGCUAGUAAUGUGGCCAGGGCUGACACGGUGACCUAUCACAUUCACGUGGCAGCGCUACCACCCACCAUCAAUGAGGAGGCCUCGGAGAACAUCGUCAUCCAGGCAGGGAGAAGUGUGUACGUCCACUGCACUGCCAAGGGAGAGCCUGUGGACCCUCCCUGCAGGGGUACACGUCAAACCCUCCCAGUUCCUCGGUAGGAGACUGUUCGUCUUCCCCAAUUGGACGCUGUACAUCAAGAACAUCUCUCCGGCCACUCUGGGAGGUAUGAACGCUCUGUGACUAACGCUGUGGGUGCAGCCAGGAGAGCUCCGCAUCUGGACGGCAGGCAGGAAAUCCCCAGACACGACAGUCACAGCACCCCUCCCAACAGCACAGAAUCAAAGCCAUGUAUGGCUCCACUGUGUACCUGCACUGUCCAGUGUCCACUGGCUCUCCCCGUGGCACUCUUUGGCAGCUACCAUCCAAAACAUUGCUGAAACAUCGCUACAGGUAACUCCCCCAUGCUAGUAAUCAAACCUACAUGUAUAUGGCAGUUUUCCUAUAAAAGAAAUAAGACACUGUGCUGAUAUUGAUUAGGAAUAAGAGAGCUGAAGGAUUGUUAUAGUUAUAAAUUAAGCUAAAUUAUAAUUAAGACAUUUGGAAGUCAUAUUUUUUCCAUGAGUUCUAUCUGCUGAGAUUUUGUGGCAUCAUUUGAAUCGCUUUCUCCUCUGUGACAUGAAAAAUAAAUUCUGAACUAUAUUACAACACUCAAUUUCGGAGAGGUUCAAUCAAAUGCAAUUAGUGGAAUUAAUGUAAAUAAGUUAACGGCUGGAGCCUCACCAAGGUCAACCAGCCUGUAGUUUCAGGGUCAAAAACUCUGAUGGGUCCCGCUGUCAGAGACAGACAAUACUGUGAUUGAGAAUAUCGAUACAUUUGCAGGCAUCUGUCGAGUACACCCAAUUAAUUCCUGCUCAACAUGGUUCCCAAACAGUGAAGCACUAGUGGCACAGCAUUCAGUUAGCAAAGAGAAGCAGCAAAUGACAGAAGCAUUGUGGUACAAAUACAAAGUAGCUAUUGUAUAGUUACAUGAUGGAAUUACACUAUAAAUGAAAAUUCAGUGUAAAUGGUGUAAAUUAUUGAACAUAAUUUGAUUAGAAUGUAGAUAUUCUUACAAAAUCAUAUACAAUUGUUCUCAAUGUCACUUACAUCAUAUUUUAUUUAAUGUGUCUAUCUCUUUCAUUCUCAGCACUGAGAGACCUGUCACUGUGUUCUCCAAUGUAACCUUACAGAUCCUGCAGCUGACUGAAAUGGGUGGAGGCAACUACCUGUGUAUGUUCCAGAGGACCAACGGUGAGGACAUGGAGCUGUUCCAGGUGGAGGUGCUCAUUACAGAUUGAACACCUGGGCACAGCCCAGAAGAGGGUGACCCACAGGGAGAACUUCCAGAUGGACUGUGUUGCCUCAGGCCUCCCUGACCCAGAGGUGUCCUGGAGCCUCCCUGAUGGAACCAUGAUCAACAACGCCCUCCAGUUGGACGACAGCGACACACGUUCUCGCCACUAUGUCAUCUUUGGGAAUGGAACACUAUUGCUGCAGCAAAUGGAAAAUAACGAUGAGGGGGACUAUACGUGCCAUGCUAAGAACGAGCUGGGGGAGGAUGAGAUGAAGGUGAGCGUAAGAGUAGGCCCUGACUCCCCCCGAAUCACAUCCAAGGCUCAGCUCUUGCUCACGGCCCAACUAGGAGAGUCUGCCUAUAUGACGUGUCAGAUGACUGGGGAUCCUCCACUGACCAUUGUGUGGCUCUCCCCAAGCAAUGACGUCAUCACAUUGUCUUCAAGCAAAUACCAAAUCAUAGGUGAUAGGACUUUCUUUAAAGAUAAAGAGGGUGACUUUGGCCGACCAAGGGAAGUAUGCUUGUGUGGUAAGGAAUUCUGCUGGGGAUGA
Messenger RNA from Coregonus sp. 'balchen', 2351 nucleotides. NCBI's taxonomy places the organism in Eukaryota, Metazoa, Chordata, Actinopteri, Salmoniformes, Salmonidae. The record is from the annotation of a GenBank genome assembly.